Messenger RNA from Tyto alba (common barn owl), 3114 nucleotides. RefSeq names its product golgi transport 1B (gene GOLT1B). Gene Ontology annotation, cellular component: membrane; endoplasmic reticulum. The transcript is spliced from 6 exons. The record is from RefSeq and is a predicted model, not a curated record. NCBI's taxonomy places the organism in Eukaryota, Metazoa, Chordata, Aves, Strigiformes, Tytonidae. The coding region runs from base 110 to 496 and encodes 128 amino acids. Gene Ontology annotation, biological process: retrograde transport, endosome to Golgi; endoplasmic reticulum to Golgi vesicle-mediated transport.
CCGCUCCCUCCAAUCGGCGGCCCCCUUCCACCCGGCGGCCAGGCGAAGGGGGCUGCGUGUUUCCGGAAGACGUGGCUGCCGCCGCCGCCGCCGCCGCUCCGCCGCCACCAUGAUCUCCCUCUCGGACACCCAGAAGAUUGGAAUGGGACUAACAGGCUUUGGAGUGUUUUUCCUUUUCUUUGGAAUGAUACUCUUCUUUGACAAAGCUCUUUUGGCUAUUGGAAAUGUUUUAUUUGUGGCUGGCUUGUCUUUUGUUAUCGGUUUAGAAAGAACAUUUAGAUUCUUCUUUCAAAAACACAAAAUGAAAGCAACGGGCUUUUUCCUGGGUGGUGUGCUCAUAGUUCUCAUUGGCUGGCCUUUAAUAGGAAUGAUCCUUGAAAUUUAUGGCUUCUUCCUAUUAUUCAGGGGGUUCUUUCCUGUGGUGGUUGGCUUUAUUAGAAGAGUUCCAGUUCUUGGAUAUCUCUUGAAUUUACCUGGUAUAAGCUCGCCUACGUAGGCUCAGAAGAGAAUCCACAGUAAUGCUUGUAGAUAAAGUUGGAGAAAGCAACAACAUGGUAUAAUGACAAGAGGGCAGAAGACUGAUUCUAAACUUACUGUAUUAUUUAUAAAAUCCUUUUGAAGAAUACUCAGCACAAAGAUUAAGUUGUGUACAAAGGAAAAGCUUGUUACAUUCUUUACAUAACAGUUUAAUUUAAAAUGUAUAGUCAACAAGAUACAUUAGAAAAGAAGCUCAGCAAGUAUGCUGCUAGGAAAGUAACUCCAGAGUUUGGGAAGUAAAUUGAAGAGGUGAAAGUCAUGGAAUAACCCAUGUGACAACUGUUCAAGACUAUUUCUGUUGGUUUUGGAAAACAUGCUAGAGGCAAUUAACAGUGCCUGUACUUAACCUCCUUAUUUUGAAGGUGCAGUAGAGCAAACAGGCCUACGCUUUUAAGGGUGACCCAAACUUGUUCAACCCUCUGCUUGCAAUCAGAGUGCAAAAAAAGAAACAGAAAACUUCUUGUGUAACAAGAGAUGCGUCUUUGCAUGAAGGUUAAGAUGACUAUUCAUCUUUGUGUAUUACGACAAAAAAAAAAAAAAAGGAAACCCUACAUGGUUCUGUUGUAAACAUUUUUGUAAAUAUGUGGCUGAAAUAAAACAUUGUUAUCUUAAUGUUUCAAAGCCAAAUGUAAGUUGAUGGUAUUUACCUUCUGUUUUGGAAUAUGCAAAAGGUCAAUCUUUAACUUCAGUCUUAAAUGUUGGUUCUGAGCAUGUGGAGCUCAACAGAAAACUCUGGAAACUGGCUCAUGCUCCUUCCAGUUUGUUCUCCUUGAGUCAUGUUACAUGUGCAUCCAGAUGAGAAUGUAGCCCCUUAUCACUAACAUGAAAAUUUUGUGAAAUAUGCUUAGUUCACAAAAAACGCAUUUGGUUAAGGUGCUGACGUGAACCCUGUGAAAUGUAUCUUAUGAAAAUUUGAACCUUUGUUCUUAAAUAGUUUGAAGGUAAGGUUUCUUUGUUUACUCUGGAACUACAAAUUUAUUUUUACAGUAAUAAAAAGAAAACUUAAAAGUUCUGUGUAUGUGAGUCUCUGGGGAGAAGAUCGAACUAAUGGGUCUAAAGACAAGUGCCAAUCUCUGUAUGUUUUGUAACUUGUUUUUUGGGUUCUCUUCAAAUAACUUAAAACUUCUAUCAGUCACAGCAACAACUUUGUUGUUACAUAGAUUCUUAUCUAACCUGGAAUAAAUGUCUCCUACUAAUGCAAGGAUCAUGUUUCUGCUUCUAUUGGAAUGUUGAACAUUGUGCACUUUCAAUAGGUUUAGUUACAUAGUGUCCUCACCUAAAAAAAUGUCAUAAUUAAGUAAAUUGUAUUUGUGCAGGCUUGGGGGGGUUGCUGGUGUGUUUAACUUUCUCUUCCCUUUAAAUGUAAUCAUAAAAAAAUUACCAAAAUACAAUGGUAGUAUUUCAAGUAGCUAUGUAGUCUUACAGGUCUAAUGACUGUUUUCUUUGAUAUUUUUUUUUCUCUUUAUUAUGCAGUUAAAAUUGGUAUUUUCCAAAAUAACUUUUAAGAAGAAUCCUCAUAUACCUACCCUUUUGGAGGUUGCUAUGAAGUUCAUUUGUAUGAGAUAUGUUCUAUUUGCAUUACAACUGUAUAAAUAGCCACAAUCUACUAUUCCCAAUAUUUAAUUUGCUUCCUUCUCAAACAAGCACAAAAUGAUUCAGUGGAAAAAAUGCCAUUAUAUUUGCAAUGAGUAGCAUCUGAAUAAUCAGUAUGUUUAUUUUAUAAAUGACAAAAAGUGGCUAUAUUUGCCUGAUGGCAUGAGUGUUAUAGUUUACAAACAGGACUAAAUAGGACUCGUGGCUUCUACCUCAAGAGAGAAACCAAUUUUAACUGCGUCCAUAGAUCUGUUGUGUGUUAAAAAGGCUAGAGAAUAACACUACAGCAGUUUAGCAAACUCAUCUUGUUUGCUUUGGUAGAACACUAGUCUGUACUGUGGGAAUCAAGUACUGUUUAAAGCAGAGAGUGUUCAUCAUUUACAUUAGAAGUCAGUUAUCUGAAGACUUUUGUUCCUGUCUUUUGAUAAGUAAUGUGAUGGGAAAGGUGGAUUGCACUGCCUGACUACGGAGCUCUGACGGAAAGCAAAUUGUUUGGUAAGCUGAAGUACCUUUAUCAACGAGAAAGCUGAUGAUAUGUUUCAGAGGUGAUGAAUGUGUUGCUGUAGAUGAUCUUUUAGCCCUCUGAAAUGCCAAGUUUUAGGCAGUUCAUCUCACUUCUAUUUAAUUCAUUGUUUAACUCAAAAGUCAGUUUUUGUCAGAUGUGAAUUGUUGUGAAAAAGCGUCUGAGGGAACAAAAUUGUAUGUUGAAUUUAGCGUAGUGUUUAUCCCUCAAGGUAACAUUGUCUUUGAGACAGUUUUGCCAGGAUAAAUGUGGAUGGCAGCAAAGGUCAAGAUGACUUAGCCUUAAAGUGUUUCUGUUGUUGUAGAAAUAUCUUUAACAGAAACAUGCUUGGAACAUUUCCCCUUUUAAAUGUAAUUUAUAAUUGCUGCUUUAAAAAUUGUAAGGUUGGAUCUUAUUCUGAGCAAAUGAAUACUGUAAAUAUCCUUGUCAUACCUUGAAUAAAUGGGUACCUUUUUCUAUAA